Messenger RNA from Spizellomyces punctatus DAOM BR117, 2476 nucleotides. RefSeq lists its product as hypothetical. Gene Ontology annotation, molecular function: protein binding; 5'-flap endonuclease activity; 5'-3' exonuclease activity. Gene Ontology annotation, cellular component: nucleus. Bases 682 to 2442 code for a protein of 586 amino acids. Gene Ontology annotation, biological process: interstrand cross-link repair. NCBI's taxonomy places the organism in Eukaryota, Fungi, Chytridiomycota, Chytridiomycetes, Spizellomycetales, Spizellomycetaceae. The record is from RefSeq and is a predicted model, not a curated record. The transcript is spliced from 5 exons.
GUCGUUCAUGAAGCGAGGAAAAAUGGAAUUCUCCUUGCGGACAUGGCUCCAAGUCCGCCAACGAAGCGACGAGCUGGCGCUAGCUUGACACAACGUGGGAAACGAGGAAAGUGGAAGGAGGGGCGUGGACUGGGGCCUCGAAGCCCGAGACAGCGAACGCUCCGGAACUUUUUUGGAGACUCAACGACUCACGGACCGGACCACGAGUCUGCCGGCAGCAAAGAAACUUUCUUUGAAGACGACUUGGAGGAAGUGUUAGAUUUAUCUGGGCAUGCUUCAGAUCCAACGCGCAAGGGUCACCUCGUCGUACCGCUGCCGUCUCCUCCGACCGACUCUCCUGACGAAGAUGGUGAAGGUGGCCAGAAGCCUGAAGCAUUUCGGUUUUAUACUCCUUACUAUCAGCGUGUUUUUGAGGAAGGUUUGAAAAUUGUGCUAGAUGGGGAGGGAUAUCUAUUGAAUCAAGAAGAACUCACGCUUGUAUCGAGGUACAUGAAUUUGCAUGGUAUGAUUUGACAUCUGUCUUGUAAAGGAAAAUGGCUUUUCUCCCGAGAGUGCAAAUGGUUGCGACUGGCAUCCCUGAAGUACCCCGAGAUAGAUGAUAUCCCGCUAGGUGCCGCAGAAUUGUGCAGUUUAGAUUUUGCAGAUAACGAUAUUGAGUCGCUCUCCGAUCUCCUUGCCGUCAUGGGAAUCAUGGAAUUGAAAGAAUUUAUGAGGGACAGUUUGAUGGUGUUUAAGACUACGUCUAUAGUCACCAAGUCGGCUCUCAUUGAAGCAAUUAUUGCGAACGUUAAGUCCCAGCGCCUGAUCACAGGUGAUCCGAUAGCUAGAUUGAGGAAACGGGUCGUGCAGCUUCUGGGACCUAUAAUCAAAAUUAAAGAAACGAUUGUAGAUCUUUUUGAACGAGUGAUGGUGAUUUAUUUCCGAUCUUUGGAUAUUCUCGAACGACCAAUGACGGCAGGUAUUUUGUCGGAAGUGGAAAGGUGGUCAUUUCCAGAAUACGAAGUGGAUCGGAGUCGUAUUUUUGAAAGCAGAGAGAUAUGCAUCCAAUAUUUUGAUGCUUUGAAGCUCCACGCCAAAAUUGAGCGAUUUAUAGAGAAAAGGCUGCUCUCGGAUGCUCUUACACACCUGCCGGAGAUCCAGUCUGCAUGGGAGUCGUGUGUCAAGCAUGGGCGUUUAGCCGAACCAUCACAAUACUUCCUCUUGCAAUUUACGCCACCUCGUGUUUAUACCCUUCUUUUGACAACCUUUGCAAUCCACAUCCUACCACCACUUCAUCAGUACGACCUUGCGAUUUCCUUGCUCCAUAACCUCCUAUCACAGCAAUUUUAUGGUCGCGGGUCGCGCGGGAAAUGGUGGGACCAGCUCUCGCAUCUAAUGCUCAAUCAUGCAGACAUGUCACCCAGUGAUCGGGAAGAAACGUGUCUGGAGCUUUGUGCUGAAGCUGUCCGAGAUCCGCUCGUGCGGGCUGGAAGGCUAGUGAGUAUACGAAAACGCAUGGAGAGGGUGGCAAAAAAAAUCUGGGAACGGAUCCAUUUGAUAGCACGAACUAAUACCGGGAAAGGAAAGCCUGGCAAAAAGGACAAGGUGAUGCUUAGCGGAUGGGAACAAAUUAUACCCUCGGAUGUGAAGAAGAGAUUGGUGGAUUUGACGAUCAGAGAUACGCCGGAAGUGAUCUUUGAAGGAGAAAAGCUGCCAGAUGGGGUCACAGGUCACAAGUCACAGUGGAGUACACUUCCUGAACCGUCGUCUACAUCGCCUCUACAAGUGGAGACUGAACCCCGGAUAGGAGAAAUAGCCACAGCUUCUAGCGUCGAAGAACUCGCGCUUCAGCACUAUGCAAGGCGCGGCUACCAUGGCCUGCAUGUGGAGAAUGCGCUUUUCCACCAUUUGUUUGGCCUUCUUCUCUAUCCGAUUCUUUUCUCACCGGUUCCCGCCGUUUUCCAAACGCGCUUCCAGACAUACCCACUUGACCUAUUCACGGACGAUUUCUAUUUAGGCAGAGAACUGGUAAUUCGAAGUCGUUGUGAGGAAAUCUCAGGGUGGAGUCGGGAAGAACUUUUGGCUGAGAUUGUUGAUGCAGACGCUAGGCUACGGCAGAAAAAAAUUAGAGCUGCCGGAUUGGCCUGGAGUUCGUUCGACGAUGUUGUACUGAGACACAUCGUCUCGUGCAUGGACCCCAAAGCUGUGGCGGCUGUAGUCAAGUGCAUGGCAGAAGGGUAUAGAGAGCAUUGUGGUGGGUUGCCAGAUCUGGUACUCUGGCAGUUGCCCUCCACGGACGCUGGAAUCGGGAAAGUGAAGCUGGCGGAAGUGAAAGGACCAGGGGAUCGGUUGAGUGAGAAGCAAAUUAUGUGGAUGGAUGCGUUGGCUGCGGCUGGAUGGGAGGUAGAGAUUUGUAAGAUAGUGGAUACGAACAAGAUCCGCCGCAAAAAGUUGAUUAGAUGAUAUUUAGAGGUAAACAUUACAAUUGACAGCAUCC